Messenger RNA from Actinia tenebrosa (Australian red waratah sea anemone), 3234 nucleotides. RefSeq lists its product as uncharacterized. The record is from RefSeq and is a predicted model, not a curated record. NCBI's taxonomy places the organism in Eukaryota, Metazoa, Cnidaria, Anthozoa, Actiniaria, Actiniidae.
GGGUAACAAGGCAACCCGUUCGAGUUUAAAACAUCUGAGAUCCAAAAACUAGUAAUGUUCGUAAGAACACAACACAGACAACUUACGACUGAACGUAAAGUAGCUCGACUUAGUUGUUUUUAUUUGGUUUUCAUCAAAACGAUUAAAUUAUAACAAGGGAGCGAUGACGCUGUCUAAUUCGUAUAUAACGCAUUGUCAGAGAACACUCAUCAGUCUAAACUUUGAAAACGAUACGGCAUACCCUGAAGCUGUAAUGCAGGUUCUUAGUACAGUCCAAGACGUGUCAACUUGCAACAGUGUAGACAUGACUAUGAGUGAGAAAUGCGUUAUAUAAGCUCACGAGGAAAAGUGGAAUUGAAACUGUGCUAAAUGUAUGGACAUUUACAAGAGAAUAUUUACAAGAUACGAAAUUAAAAUGAGAAGAAGUUUCACCUGUCGCCUUUACAAGAGACGAUUUAUCAAGGCAGCUCUUAUUAUAUUUAUAACAAUCACUUGUCUCGACUGCUUUUAUUUUGAAAACCAUUACUUAUCAGUUACGAAGCCAUUUCAAAAGUUAAUCUCGUCAAUUGAUACUGCAAAAGAAACCUUUGGAAGAAACGAUGAAACGAAGGCUUUGGUUCAACUAAGAGUCAAGCUAUCUGAAAUAAGUUUACGGUCUGAUGAAGGAAUAGACGGGUCGAACCAUUUUCUUGGGAGUGAAUUGGCGGUAAAAAGAAGGAAUGAGAAACCACAAAGAAAAGACUCAUUUAACAAGAAAUAUAAACUUUUUGCCUCAAAAGAUUUACGUUACCAAGCAACGCAAGCGAAAGCGCAGAAUGUUGGCGACGAAAUCGGGAAUCGUGUUAGAACAAACCACGUAGAUAAGGUCAAAGAAUUGGACGUUAAUCUUCACAAGCCCACUAAAUUCGACCAGGUAACCAAUGCCCGGUGUCCUGACAACACACUUGGGAAUAUGUCCAGUUUGGUGUCGUAUGGUAAAUGCAAGCCGCACCGUGCUUCGGAAGAAGCGUGUGAAAAAGCGCAAGAACUAUACUACUUGCAACCACCGAAAUGUGAGGAUCGGUAUAUGGGAGAAAUUUGUAGGCUUAAUGUUUCAAUCAAAAAUAACGAGAAAAUCUUGAAGGCUCGAUGCAACAGAAAACUCUGUCGCCAGGAAUAUCGCUCAUUUGUCGUGAAAACCUUAAAUCCUAAAAAUGGCCAGCAUGACGUCAUACACACAUUCAGCUCAAUUAACAAAUUAGAAAAGGGCCUACCGCUGAUCAUGGAACACAGCAGGCGCAAUGAGUAUAAUUAUGUAUUUUUACAGUGUAAGGGAAAGAUCGCUGGCAGCAAAAUAGUGCAGUUGUUACCAAUAGAUCCUCGUUAUACUAUCAAAGACAACGACAGUAAGCCCAGGCAUAAACGUCUAUUAAAUGUUAAUAURAUCCUAAUAGAUUCGGUGGCCAGAGCUCAUUUUUAUCGCUCUUUACCAAAAACUAUCAAUGUGUUCAAACGCUGGAUCAAGGAUAGUGCCCAUUCUCCCGCUCGUGUUUUUGACUUUGAGUUGUUUCAGGCGGUCGAGGGUCAUACAGCAGAGAACACGCAUGCGCUGUUCACAGGAAAGCUCUUCCCGAAAUCCAUUGACCGUAACAAUCCUCCAGCGGUUGAGAUGGAACACUUGUUUGGGCAUUACAAGAAGGCUGGUUACCAGACCUCUUGGCAGGAGGAUCUGUGUUGGGAAGGACAGUGGGGACUUUUUGUAGACCUGGCUCUGUCGCUUGACUGGAAUUAUCUAGCACCCAAGUUGAAGGACGUGUUUAUAGACACCACAGGAAUCACACACUCGAGCUGUGAGGUGCUAAAAAAGUAUGGAUUAUUUACUCCUUUUAACGGUCCCAAAGGACACAGGAUCUGCUACAACGGGAAGUUCCAGCAUUCAUACUUUCUCAAGUAUAACCUGGACACUUUACGAGCCAUCGCGUCGAAUCCAAAUGCUCUGCCUCUUCUCUCCUACAUAUCGCUGAGCGUUGGCCAUGAUCAGUACGGUAGACGCAUUCAAACAUUUGAUGAAGCAUUGUCGCAGUACGUACAGCAAGUUGCACAGGACCCUAACACCGUGACUAUAGUGUUAGCAGAUCACGGCAACACGUAUACAGAAUACACCGCUACUACACUAGAAGGACGGUUCGAAAUGUUUCAUCCAAGCCUAUUUAUCAUCAUCCCGAAUGAAGUUGCCAAGAUGAUUGGUAAAGAUGCCAUUAACAGUCUUAAGACCAAUCAGCGUCGUCUUGUAACUAUGAUUGACUUACACCAGUCUCUGAUGGUAUUGGCGGAUCCCGUACCCACCACAGGGAUCCCACCUAGAGGUGUUUUUACUCCAGUUUCUCCUGAACGAACGUGUGAUAAUGUCGAGCUACGGACGCCAAAUCUUUGUGUCUGUGACGGAUGGGAUAGCCCAACUACUAACGAUACCUUAAAACUUGCCAUGGUCGAGUUUGCAGUUGGGGAGCUGAACAAUAAACUUGCAGAAUGGUUUAUUGAAAAGCAAAGAGGGUUUCCGCUGACCCGUUCUUGUAAUCGUCUACAGCCAAUAGGAUUUAGGAACGUACGCGAGCGCAACCCCAAAACUGACGAUUCUCUUAUCACGAGUUUUGACAUCAUUGUUCCUGCAGGAGACGUCGUACCACAUCAACAAGAGACUUUCAGAGUCGAAGUCAAAACAAACGUUUCUCCUGACUCCCAAUCGUUAGGCAUGGCACUACUUCACUACGAUAGACUAACGAUGUUUGGGCCUUACAGCGCAUGCGCAGAUAAAGACAUUAAUCUCAAGCUAUGUGUCUGCUCAAAACUUAAACGAACCAAGCGAAACACCACAAAAAGUUUACUAGAGAAGUUAAUGGUAUGGAAAACGUCUCAUUUUGUCGACAGCAAAGUAAGGUUUGAAACCAUCGACGAGGAAGGAUGUUUAACUUUGAUCGAAAGAGUACACGGGAAGGGUGACGCUUAUGCUUACGAAUUAGCGAACACAUGUAUGGACCAAUCAUAUACCGUGGUGCUCGAGAUGAAUGACAUGUAUAACAUUAAAGUGUCUCGUGACGGACCAAUAGAAACAAAGGUUGCACCAGGGAGUGUUCGAUUUGUGUUUUCAGCCAGGAAGAGUCUAUCCUAUUAUCAAGGACAAAUUUCGGUCCAGGUAGUGAGCAUCAAAUAAAAUUAAAUAAAAUUAUCUCAUUAUAAAUUAAUAAUUAUUUAUAA